AUCUGCGCCCUCCCAAUUCUCCUCCUCCCCCUCUUCCUCCUCCGACCACGGUCGCAUAGAAUACCCCGUGCGGAGAUCCCGAUUCUCCCUUUUUAAAGCCCUUUUUCCCCUCUCCUCUCUCCUCUCUCCGAGCUCUUCUUCUUCCUCUUCCUCCUCCUCCUCCUCCUCUCUCCGAUUUCGCGAGCUCGAUCGAGGAGUUGGGGAGAAGUAAGAGAGAGAGAGAGAGAGAGAGAGAGGGAGCUGUGAUCUCGUUGUAUUGGAAUUUUGGUUGUAGGGCUCCUCCUCUCGCCGAUUUGCGAGCUCGGUCGAGGUGGAAGAGAGAGCUAUACAGGAGCCAUAGAGAGAGAGGGAGAGAGGGAGCUGUGAUCUCGUUGUGUUGGUUGCUGCAUGACAUGCCGCAAGCUCUAUCCAAAUGUCAGCAUUAAAAGUAAAGAAGAAAAUCAGCAAGGUAUAUACAAGAAGAAAAAAAUUGCAUGCAUCGUCCAAGUCAACUAAACCACCUAAAGAUUCGCGGUCUCGAAUCGAAACAUUUCAACGAACUGCAGUGUCGGUCUCGUCUUGUAAAGAAGCAUCUCAAGAUGCUUAUGCCACUACUGAACUAACUGGACAGAACAUUGGGAUUACAGAGACCAGCGAGUUCCAAGAUGCAUGUAAUGCAGCAUCCGCUAAUUUACUGAUGGCGACACAGUCAUCAAUCGAUGUUAUAUGCACAGAAACCAUGGGUCCAACCUCUGCGACAUGCUCAGCCAAUCUUGAAACAAUCUUCUCUCCCAAUUACGAGCACAUUGAUUCUCAUUUAAGAGCAAUCUAUGACAUUAAUGAAGUUAGAUACGAGAAACCCGAUUUGCCCCAUCUGAUUGCUGAAGACAGCGAUGAAGGGAGUUGUGCUACCGGUGAUUAUCAGAGUUGCAGUUUUUCAAAUUUCUACAUUCCCGAGGACACUAGUUCAUUAUCCUUUGAUAGCUUGAUGGGUUUCACAAAUAGAAUCGAUACUGCUGAUAAUGAACAUACAGAUUCAGACAUGGUGAUUGAUAUGGCAGAGAGAUAUGUAAUACUCCCUUUCCUCGAGAAAACAGUGGAAACCAAUAACAUUGAUGAUGAAGUUUCUGAUGAUACAUGCUUGUAUCUUGCAAUUCAUCAAGUGAAACCGAAUGAUGAAGAAACUCAGCGAAAUUGCGGAUCUGGUGAUUGGGAGGGAAAUGAAUCCUAUAAUCAGCAUGUAUAUAUGGGAGAUUUACCGGCAUUGCCUGGGGUAAAUUCGACCUCUUGUCCUACUUGCUUGCCAAAAUCACAAGAAAGAAAGAAGCACAUCACCCUUGUACUUGAUUUGGACGAAACCCUAGUGCAUUCUACGCUGGAGCACUGCGAUGAUGCCGACUUCACCUUUCCGGUUUUCUUUGACAUGAAGGAGCACACCGUGUACGUAAAACAGAGGCCGUACUUGAAAGUAUUCCUUGAAAGGGUCGCCGAGAUGUUUGAAAUUGUCGUUUUCACCGCAAGUCAAAGCAUUUAUGCGGAAAAGCUACUUGAUAUACUGGACCCGGAGAGGAAACUAAUUUCUCAGCGUAUUUACCGCGAAUCGUGCAUAUUCUCCGAUGGUAGCUACACCAAGGACCUGACGAUUCUAGGAGUCGAGCUGGCAAAAGUCGCCAUUAUUGACAAUUCUCCACAGGUUUUUCGACUUCAGGUGAAUAACGGGAUACCCAUAAAGAGUUGGUUCGAUGACCGAACCGACCAUGCGUUACUUCAAUUACUUCCCUUCCUCGAGACCCUUGUUGACGCAGAGGAUGUUCGACCCAUCAUUGCUGAGAAAUUCGGGAAUAAAGAGUAAAACGCAGCUUGUUUCCACAGCUAUUAGAUUAGAUUAUUGACCCAUUUUACAAUGUUGUCAUUAGAUAAUCCUUUUCAUUGGAAUCAAACUAUGUAUAAAAUUUAGUCUUUUAGUUUGUGAUUCAAUAUAUAUGGCGAGUUAGCUAUGAUAUAAUUGCGGAAUUUGUUGCUAAAAGCUAACUGCCAUGAGUUGUAUAUUCCCCUGCCUCUUCUUCUGCUAUAAACAGUUGUGUGUGUAUAAAAACUACAUUGUCGAAAUAAAAUGGUGUGUAUCGGUUUUCCUCAUUAA
This is a messenger RNA of Ananas comosus (pineapple), 2119 nucleotides long. RefSeq names its product CTD small phosphatase-like protein 3. The record is from RefSeq and is a predicted model, not a curated record. Bases 413 to 1831 code for a protein of 472 amino acids. The transcript is spliced from 8 exons. NCBI's taxonomy places the organism in Eukaryota, Viridiplantae, Streptophyta, Magnoliopsida, Poales, Bromeliaceae. Gene Ontology annotation, molecular function: phosphoprotein phosphatase activity.